AUGACAGAAGUAAUUAAGAGGAAAGUAGUUAUUGUAGGAGAUGGUGCUUGUGGAAAGACAUCACUCCUAUACGUCUUCACUCUUGGAGAAUUUCCUACUGAAUAUCACCCGACAGUGUUUGAAAACUACGUAACAGACUGUCGUAUUGAUGGCAAGGCAGUUCAAUUAGCAUUAUGGGAUACUGCAGGUCAGGAAGAAUAUGAAAGGCUACGCCCGUUGAGCUACAACAACAGUCAUGUCAUAUUAAUUGGAUUUGCUAUUGAUGUACCAGAUUCAUUUGACAAUGCGAGAACAAAGUGGGUGGAAGAAGUUAGAAAAUAUUGUAGUGGUGUGCCGUAUCUACUUGUGGGCCUAAAGAAGGAUUUGAGAACAAGGGAUUCAAGUGAAGAAUUUGUACAAUACUCAAGUGGUGAAGCAGCGGCUAAGCAGAUUGGAGCAAAAAAGUACUUAGAAAGUAGUGCAUUAAGUGGAGAAGGAGUAGAUGAUAUAUUUGAAUUGGCCAUAAGGACCAGUUUAUUGGCUAAAGAAAAGGAGAGUACAGGUUGCUGUGUGGUUUUGUAG
This is a messenger RNA of Dujonia railenensis, 561 nucleotides long. Lineage: Eukaryota; Fungi; Ascomycota; Pichiomycetes; Serinales; Debaryomycetaceae. The record is from the annotation of a GenBank genome assembly.